AUGAGUACUAUUGAAGACUGUGUCAAACAAGAAACCACAUCUUCACAUAGCAGCCCAACUCAAUCAAUGACUUAUUCACAGUCAAUGGACUUUAAUCAAGAGAAACAAACAGAAUUACCGCUUGAUCAAAGAUCAAAAUCGUCAGAACAAUUUAUGCUCCCUCCUAAAAGAGCAAAGACAUCACAAAAUAGAAGGUUUACAAAAUCAGAUCUAUUAUUCUGUAAUAUUAGUAGAUUUGGACGAGAUGGACCAAAAAUUACAAUUGGAACUACACAUUACAGAAUAAAACUUCCAGAUGAUUUUCCAGGACCUGGCCAAUAUUACAUCAAUGAUGCAGAUUCAAGCACAAUUAGAUAUUCAAUUGCACGAUCAGAUCCAAGAACUUAUUACAGAAGCGAAACUGCUAAUGCUGAUUUGCCAAACAUAAGAACAUUCCCAGAACGCAAACCAAUAAACAUUGGAAGACGAACCGGAAGGUCAUUUUACGAGCUACCGGAAACCCCAGCACCUAGUUUCCUUCCUCCAUCAACAUUAGCAUCUAAUAGUCAUAAGAUAUCAUCACGCAGGCCACAAUCCCCUUCAAAUAUACCAGGACCUGGUGAAUACAAUCCAAAUAUGAAUAACCUUGGAAGACAACCAGCAUACUCAAUUCCAACAUAUUGCAUAAGAGAUUCAUGGCUUACUGAUAAAGAGAAAAUGCCAGGACCAGGCACAUAUAACGUAUCGAGAAAUUAUGUUGAACCCCACAGACAUUCUUACUCGUUCGGACAGAAGUCAACCAAAAAUGCUGCAGCAAGACGUUCAUUUGCAUUCGGAACUUAUGUUUUCUCUGUUCCUGAAGAAAUUGAUUUGGAUGAGGCUAAUCAAUAUAUCCACGACCAUCCAGAGUUUAAGAAUUUCGUAAAAGACAUCAUGAAAUGGGUUAUUAGUCAAAAAAUGGCCAAACCACUCAAUGAAAUUAGAAGUAAGUUUUUGGCCGAGAGAAGGGAGUACGAAGCCUCAAGACAGAAGGAUAUGCCAUUCAAACUCCGCGAAUUCAAAGCACUUGUCGCAACAUUAUAA
Messenger RNA from Trichomonas vaginalis G3, 1062 nucleotides. Its product is annotated as sperm-tail PG-rich repeat-containing protein. The transcript has a single exon. NCBI's taxonomy places the organism in Eukaryota, Parabasalia, Trichomonadida, Trichomonadidae. The coding region runs from base 1 to 1062 and encodes 353 amino acids. The record is from RefSeq and is a predicted model, not a curated record.